Molecule: messenger RNA, 4909 nt
Organism: Gorilla gorilla gorilla (western lowland gorilla)
Lineage: Eukaryota; Metazoa; Chordata; Mammalia; Primates; Hominidae
Gene: GCFC2
Product: GC-rich sequence DNA-binding factor 2
Exons: 17
Coding region: 2273-4660 (795 amino acids)
Biological process (GO): mRNA splicing, via spliceosome
Cellular component (GO): nucleus
Molecular function (GO): DNA binding
Source: RefSeq, a predicted model, not a curated record
AGGAGUUUCAGUUUAUUGAGAAAAGCCAAGAAAAAAAGACAAAGCCAAGAAAAAAGAAUUCCAGGGCUAGAUCAAUCAGAGAAACUUUGCCUCUUCUCGAUUCCUUUGGUGACAUAUAGUCAGUGAUACAAUGGUAAAUGUUUAAUGACGGGAUAUCUGGGAGAAACACCUGGACUUCCAAGGUCUUCCAAUUUAUAUGGUAUAAGUAGUCCCUUUAUGGCUGAUUUCAAGGUGCCAAUAUUGUGUCCGGAAUUGGUGGGUUCUUGGUCUCACUGACUUCAAGAAUGAAGCUGCGGACCCUCGCGGUGAGUGUUACAGCUCUUAAUGUGGCGCGUCUGGGGUCUGUCCCUUCUGAUGUUCAGAUGUGUUUGGAGUUUCUUCCUUCUGGUGGGUUCGUGGUCUCGCUGGGCUCAGGAGUGAAGCUGCAGAUCUUUGCGGUGAGUGUUACAGCUCAUAAAAGCCGCGUGGACCCAAAGAGUCAGCAGUAGCAAGAUUUAUUGCAAAGAGCCAAAGAACAAAGCUUCCACCGCGUGGAAGGGGACCCCAGCAGGUUGCCACUGCUGGCUGGGGCAGCCUGCUUUUAUUCUCUUAUCUGGCCCCACCCACAUCCUGCUGAUUGGUAGAGCCCAGCAGCCUGUUUUGACAGGGCCGUGAUUGGUGCGUUUACAAUCCCUGAGCUAGAUACAAAAGUUCUCCACGUCCCCAUCAGAUUAGUUAGAUACAGAGUUUCCACACACAGGUUCUCCAAGGCCUCACCAGAGCAGCUAGAUACAGAGUGUCUAUUGGUGCACUCACAAACCUUGAGCUAAACACAGGGUGCUGAUUGGUGUGUUUACAAACCUUGAGCUAGAUACAGGGUGCCGAUUGGUGUUUUUACAAUCCCUGAGCUAGACAUAAAGGUUCUCCAAGGCCCCACCAGAGCAGCUAGAUACAGUGUCGAUUGGUGCACUCACAAACCUUGAGCUAAACACAGGGUGCUGAUUGGUGUGUUUACAAACCUUGAGCCAGAUACAGAGUGCCGAUUGGUGUAUUUACAAUCCCUGAGCUAGACAUAAAGACUCUCUAUGUCCCCACCAGACUCAGGAGCCCAGCUGGCUUCACCUAGUGGAUCCCGCACAGGGGCUGCAAGUGGAGCUGCCUGCCAGUCCGCGCCGUGCGCUGGCACUCCUCAGCCCUUGGGUGGUCGAUGGGACUGGGAGCCGUGGAGCAGGGGGUGGUGCUGGUCGGGGAUGCUCGGGCGGCACAGGAGCCCAUGGAGUGGGUGGGAGGCUCAGGCAUGGCGGGCUGCAGGUCCCGAGCCCUGCACCGCGGGAAGGCAGCUAAGGCCCGGCGAGAAAUCGAGCACAGCGCCGGUGGGCCGGCACUGCUAGGGGACCCAGUACACCCUCUGUAGCCGCUGGCCCGGGUGCCAAGUCCCCCACUGCCCGGGGCUGGCAGGGCCGGCCAGCUGCUCCGAGUGCAGGCCCGCCAAGCCCAUGCCCACCCGGAACUCCAGCUGGCCCGCUGUCACCUCUCAAUAUGACACCACUAAACAUGGAGUUGAUAACAGGUGUGCAGUAGCUCAACAUUAUAUAGUAUUUCUACCAUACAGAUACAGUAGUAGACAGAGCUUGAUGAAUAUAGAACAAAUUUGCCUCAGACAAUAGCUUUUUGUUUUUAGAUAGUUUCUUUAAGGGUGAAAACAUUUAACAAGGCUCUCUUGAAACCCUGCUGCCUGGGGGAAGUCAUUUGAUUUUUGCUAAUGUGUAUGCAUUGUUUAUGUACAGACUUUAUGGUUUUAUUCUCAAAGGCAUCUCCUCCUACCCCGAGCCUCACACUACUGGGGUUUCGUUUGUUUUUAAUCUUGGUUGGAGGGGGCACUCUCUCCAGAAAGUAAAAGACAACGGAUCUGGCUCCAGUCCAGGACGGAAAGCAUAACGCUUGAUUUCUGGAUGGGGUUUGCACAAGGACAGCACGUGAGUUCUGCUCUCCGUGGGACUCAGACCGGAUAGGCCGUGAAUAUCUCUAAGGUGUCAGUCCACGCAACCUAACCUGGCAAAGGGAAUGCUUUGCAAACUCUCCAGACUCAGGCCCCAGAACAGAACUCGGCCUACCAGAUCCAGGGAGGCAAAGCACGCAGGCGCAGACAGAGUAGCGGUGAGCAGAAGGCAGGCGGGACGGGCGCGCGCACUCGGCGGCCAGGCGCGGCGGGAGCGCGCCCUAGGGGGCGGACACUGAAGCUGCGGCUUGCGGUUCAGCGGGUGCUAGGGCGCCGGGCGCUCGGGCCUCGGCCAUGGCUCACAGGCCGAAAAGGACUUUUCGGCAGCGCGCGGCCGAUUCCAGCGACAGCGAUGGCGCCGAGGAGUCGCCUGCUGAGCCUGGGGCGCCGAGGGAACUUCCGGUCCCGAGUUCUGCGGAGGAAGGGCCGCCCUCUGGAGGAGGCCGCGCGCAGGUGGCUGGACGGCCCCACCGGGUUCGGGGCCCUCGUGGCCGGGGCCGGGUCUGGGCGAGCUCCCGGCGCGCCACGAAAGCGGCUCCCCGCGCGGACGAAGGCUCAGGUGUCCAGGGAGACGCGGGGAAGCGGGGAGGUGACGGCACAGAAUCCAGAACCCUUGAUGUGUCCACAGAUGAAGAGGAUGAAAUACAUCACUCCUCAGAAAGUAAGGAUGAUCAGGGUUUGUCUUCUGACAGCUCUAGCUCUCUUGGAGAAAAAGAACUUUCAUCAACAGUUAAGAUCCCAGAUGCAGCUUUUAUUCAGGCAGCCCGCAGAAAACGUGAAUUGGCCAGGGCCCAAGAUGACUAUAUUUCUUUGGAUGUACAACAUACCUCCUCCAUCUCUGGUAUGAAGAGAGAGAGUGAAGACGACCCUGAGAGUGAGCCUGAUGACCAUGAAAAGAGAAUACCAUUUACUCUAAGACCUCAAACACUUAGACAAAGGAUGACUGAGGAAUCAAUAAGCAGAAAUGAAGAAACAAGUGAAGAAAGUCAGGAAGAUGAAAAGCAAGAUACUUGGGAACAACAGCAAAUGAGGAAAGCAGUUAAAAUCAUAGAGGAAAGAGACAUAGAUCUUUCCUGUGGCAGUGGAUCUUCAAAAGUGAAGAAAUUUGAUACUUCCAUUUCAUUUCCACCAGUAAAUUUAGAAAUUAUAAAGAAGCAAUUAAAUACUAGAUUAACAUUACUACAGGAAACUCACCGCUCACACCUAAGGGAGUAUGAAAAAUAUGUACAAGAUGUCAAAAGCUCAAAAAGUACCAUCCAGAACCUAGAGAGUUCAUCAAAUCAAGCUCUAAAUUGUAAAUUCUAUAAAAGCAUGAAAAUUUAUGUGGAAAAUUUAAUUGACUGCCUUAAUGAAAAGAUUAUCAACAUCCAAGAAAUAGAAUCAUCCAUACAUGCACUCCUUUUAAGACAAGCUAUGACCUUUAUGAAACGCAGGCAAGAUGAAUUAAAACAUGAAUCAACGUAUUUACAACAGUUAUCACGCAAAGAUGAGACAUCCACAAGUGGAAUUUUCGCAGUAGAUGAAAAAACUCAGUGGAUUUUAGAAGAGAUUGAAUCUCGAAGGACAAAAAGAAGACAAGCAAGGGUGCUUUCUGGGAAUUGUAACCAUCAGGAAGGAACAUCUAGUGAUGAUGAACUGCCUUCAGCAGAGAUGACUGACUUCCAAAAAAGCCAAGGUGACAUUUUACAGAAACAGAAGAAAGUUUUUGAAGAUGUGCAAGAUGAUUUUUGUAACAUCCAGAAUAUUUUGUUGAAAUUUCAGCAAUGGCGAGAAAAGUUUCCUGACUCCUAUUAUGAAGCUUUCAUUAGUUUAUGCAUACCAAAGCUUUUAAAUCCCCUAAUACGAGUUCAGUUGAUUGAUUGGAAUCCUCUUAAGUUGGAAUCCACAGGUUUAAAAGAGAUGCCAUGGUUCAAAUCUGUAGAAGAAUUUAUGGAUAGCAGUGUAGAAGAUUCAGAGAAGGAAAGUAGUUCAGAUAAAAAAGUCUUGUCUGCGAUCAUCAACAAAACAAUUAUUCCCCGACUUACAGACUUUGUAGAAUUCCUUUGGGAUCCUUUGUCAACCUCACAGACAACAAGUUUAAUAACACAUUGCAGAGUGAUUCUUGAAGAACAUUCCACUUGUGAAAAUGAAGUUAGUAAAAGCAAACAGGAUUUACUUAAAUCCAUUGUUUCAAGAAUGAAAAAGGCAGUAGAAGAUGAUGUUUUUAUUCCUCUGUAUCCAAAGAGUGCUGUAGAAAACAAAACAUCACCUCAUUCAAAGUUCCAAGAAAGACAGUUCUGGUCAGGCCUAAAGCUCUUCCGCAAUAUUCUUCUUUGGAAUGGACUCCUUACAGAUGACACCUUGCAAGAACUAGGACUAGGGAAGCUGCUAAAUCGUUACCUUAUUAUAGCACUUCUCAAUGCCACACCUGGGCCAGAUGUGGUUAAAAAGUGCAACCAGGUAGCAGCAUGUCUACCAGAAAAAUGGUUUGAAAAUUCUGCCAUGAGGACAUCUAUUCCACAGCUAGAAAACUUCAUUCAGUUUUUAUUGCAGUCUGCACAUAAAUUAUCUAGAAGUGAAUUCAGGGAUGAAGUUGAAGAAAUAAUUCUUAUUUUGGUGAAAAUAAAAGCUUUGAAUCAAGCAGAAUCCUUCAUAGGAGAGCAUCACCUAGACCAUCUUAAAUCACUAAUUAAAGAAGAUUGAAUAAACUUUAUUGGAAAAUGCUAAAAUUUUAAUAUAGUUACACUCAGUUCCUUUGUUUGAGAAGAAGCUGGUGCCUCUCUCUUCUUUAUUCCCUGUAAUAGAAGGUAGGAUUUGAAAAAAAGCAAGACUCCACCUCUGUAUUCCCCCCGUGCUUUACCUUCUGGCAUCAUGAAAAGCUGCCAUGAUUCUGUGGUGUUCUAAGGAAUUAAAUGCACUGGAGCUUUAAGAGCUCAACGUGUUUCCCUUUGA